Messenger RNA from Malassezia vespertilionis, 1413 nucleotides. RefSeq lists its product as uncharacterized. Lineage: Eukaryota; Fungi; Basidiomycota; Malasseziomycetes; Malasseziales; Malasseziaceae. The transcript has a single exon. Bases 1 to 1413 code for a protein of 470 amino acids. Gene Ontology annotation, cellular component: COG complex. Gene Ontology annotation, biological process: intra-Golgi vesicle-mediated transport. The record is from RefSeq and is a predicted model, not a curated record.
AUGGACGCCUCCGUCGAUGCGCUGCGCCGCCUCGACCUGCUUCCGGGCGCCGACGAUGCGAGCGUGCAAGAAGGCGCGCGGUACCUAUCCGAGCUUGCGCAAAUGCCAUUAGACGUCAUUGCACAGCAGCCCGCACAGCAGCAUGCGAGUGCAGCGAUGCUCGAGCACCAGCUCGCUGAUCUGUGCCUGCGGAAUACGUCUACCUUUGCGCAGACACAGAGUGCACUGCAUGGCAUUCCGCGCUUUGGAGUGCAAUGCAAAGACACGCUAGCGUCGGUGCAGGCGCACACUGAUCGCAUACGCGCCGCAGUCGCGGCUUGGGAGGCGCACGAAAAAAAAAUUCUCGCUGCGCGGCACGCGUUUGUGCAGCUGGAAGACACGUACGCAUCCACGCUGCAGCAUCUGCUUUCGCUCGCCCCUACCAUGCGUGCGUGCAUUGCACGCGGUCACUACGACGAGGCGCUUGCGCACCUGGCCGACCUUUGUGCCGCACUCGCGCCGAUUCCGCUCGACGCGCCGCCCGUGCGAGCACUGCUUGCAGAGGUGCAAAGCACGCUGCACGGCAUGCACAAGACGAUGCUCAGCAGCCUGUGUGCGCCGCAGACGAAGCUGCCGCAGGCGCGGUGCAGCGCUGCGUACCUUGUCCACAUAGCUUCGCUCAUGCGCACGCUGCUGCCCGCAAGUCCUUUGGCCAUGGAAACAAGCGUGCUUUGCUGCACCUACCUGGACACAUCGCUCUCGCACGCCACCCGUGCGCUCGUGCCUGGCUCUGAUGCACUGGCGGCGGUGGAUGCGUGGUACGACGCGGUGCGGAGUGCGUCGCGCAACGCGCUCUCCCUCUUUCUCGACAACCCCGUGGAUGUGCGUGCAAAAGACAUGGGCAUGCCCAUUGCCGCGUUUGCUGCGCGUGCUGCAGAUGCGCUGUGUGCGUAUGUGCGCCGCACGCUUGCGCAGUGGGCCGCGUCGCUGCACGCCGACUGCAGGUGGAGUGCGUACGAAACGGUGAUGGAGCGCAUCGCAGCGCUGCACACGACGCUGUGCCGCAUCUCGGCGAGCCUUGCGCACGUCGGCCUCGAGCUAGACAUGCUCCUCUUUCCCCACCUGGACAUGGAGCACGCCGUGUACACCGUGUGGGAAAAGGGACUCGCCGCGACGCUGGCACAGGCGCGCGACGCCCAAGAUACCCCUCCGUGCCAAGCAGCGAGCACAGGCCUCGCCGCAUCGCUCAACGCCGUACGUCAUUUUGCGCCGUACGCUCUGCAGGAGCGCAUGCAAAGCGCGCUCGCCGAGCUCCUCGCGUCGGUCGAGGCGCUGUGUGCGUCUGCCGAGGCGCAUGCCUACUAUACCACUCGGCUCGCGCCGUGGGCGCUGCGGAGCCUCGAAGGCAUGUUUAUGCAUGAUAGUCUGCCGUAG